Poecilia latipinna (sailfin molly) is the source of this 4544-nucleotide messenger RNA. Its product is annotated as ELKS/Rab6-interacting/CAST family member 1-like. Gene Ontology annotation, cellular component: cytoskeleton of presynaptic active zone. NCBI's taxonomy places the organism in Eukaryota, Metazoa, Chordata, Actinopteri, Cyprinodontiformes, Poeciliidae. The coding region runs from base 92 to 2398 and encodes 768 amino acids. The transcript has 18 exons. Gene Ontology annotation, molecular function: structural constituent of presynaptic active zone. The record is from RefSeq and is a predicted model, not a curated record. Gene Ontology annotation, biological process: neuromuscular synaptic transmission; regulation of synaptic plasticity; maintenance of presynaptic active zone structure.
GUGUGUGUGUGUGUGUGUGUGUGAGACAGCUCCAUCUGCCAAAGCAUCAGAGGAAGACCAGGAGAGGACCAGGAGGCUGGCUGAUGCAGAAAUGCACCGGCAUCACCUGGAGAGUUUACUGGACCAGAGGGAUCGAGAGAUUACCGCCCUCAGAGAGCAGGAACUUCAUCGUCGCUACGAAGGAACUCCAGAGUCCACUAAAACAAAAGCUUUACAGACUGUUAUCGACAUGAAGGAUGCAAAAAUCAACUCCAUGGAGCGGAGCCUGAGGGACAUGGAGGAGGAGAUGCUCAUGAUGAAAUCCAACGGACUUCUGAGCUGCGAGGAGCGACAGGAGGAGAUGAAGCAGAUGGAGGUGUACCGCAGUCACACCAAGUUCAUGAAAAACAAGAUGGAGCAGGUGAAGCAGGAUCUUUCCAGGAAGGACACUGAGCUGCUGGGUUUGCAGACUAAACUGGAGACCUUAACGAACCAGUUCUCAGACAGCAAACAGCACAUCGAAGUCCUCAAGGAGUCUCUCACCGCCAAGGAGCAGCGCGCUGCCAUCUUACAGACAGAAGUCGAUGCCUUACGCCUGCGCUUGGAGGAGAAGGAGGCAACUUUGAAUAAGAAGAGCAAGCAGAUACAAGAAAUGUCCGAGGAAAAGGGAACCCUGAACGGAGAAAUCCACGACCUGAAGGACAUGCUGGACGUCAAGGAGCGCAAAAUUAAUGUGCUGCAGAAAAAGAUUGAGAAUCUGCAGGAGCAGCUGAGGGACAAAGAGAAGCAGAUGAGCAGCUUGAAGGAGAGGGUGAAGUCCUUGCAGGCGGACACUUCAAACACCGACACGGCGCUCACAACGCUGGAGGAGUCUCUUGCGGAAAAGGAGCGAAUCAUCGAGCGUCUGAAGGAGCAGCGGGACAGGGACGACCGAGAGAAGACGGAGGAGCUGGACUGCUCCAAGAAGGAGCUGAAAGAGCUGAAGGAGAGGCUGAGCUUACUGCAGGGAGACCUGUCAGACCGAGAGACCUCUCUGUUGGACCUGAAGGAGCACGCUUCAUCUCUGGCCUCUUCAGGACUCAAGAAAGACACCAAACUCAAGAGUUUGGAAAUAACCUUGGAGCAGAAGAGGGAGGAGUGCCUCAAACUGGAGAACCAGCUAAAGAGAGCUCAAAACGCGGCACUGGAAGCUCAAGCCAACACAGAGCUGGCGGAGCGCAUCAGGAACCUGGAGCAGGAAGUGGUCCGACACAGAGAGGAUUCUGGGAAGGCUCAGGCGGAGGUGGACCGCCUCCUCGAGAUACUUAGAGAAAUGGAGAACGAGAAGAACGACAAGGACAAAAAGAUCAGUGAGCUGGAGAGUUUGGCCUCCAGGCAAAUGAAGGACCAGACGAAAAAGGUGGCCUCCCUGAAGCACAAGGAGCAGGUGGAGAAGAGCAGGAACGCUCGGCUGAUGGAGGAGGCCAGGAAGAGGGAGGACAACCUGUCCGAGUCGUCCCAGCAGGACACUCUGCGUCAGAAAUCAGAGCGCAUUGAGGAGCUGGAGGAGGCUCUGAGGGAGAGCGUUCAAAUCACUGCUGAGCGAGAGAUGGUGCUGGCGCAGGAAGAGGCCGCUCGGUCGCUACAGGAAAGACAGCACUCACUCAAACCAAUGCAUGAGUCCAACCUCUCCCACUUUAAGUGGUCUAAGAUGGAGGAGCUGCUGGGUGCCAUGGAGAAGGUGAAACAGGAGCUGGAGUCCAUGAGGGCCAAGCUGGCGUCUACCCAGCAGUCUCUGUGUGAGAAGGAGGCCCACCUCACAACCCUAAGAGCUGAGCGCAGGAAACACCUGGAGGAGGUGCUGGAGAUGAAGCAGGAGGCCCUUCUGGCCGCCAUCAGUGAGAAGGACGCUAACAUCGCGCUGCUGGAGUUGUCGUCCUCUAAGAAGAAGAAGACGCAGGACGAGGUGGCCCAGCUGAAGCGAGAGAAGGACAGACUGGUGCAGCAGCUCAAGCAGCAGACUCAGAACAGAAUGAAGCUGAUGGCCGACAACUACGAAGACGAUCAUUUGAAGGCUGCACACGACCACACAAAUCACAAACCCUCUCCAGAUCAGAUGAUACCCCCUCUUCUUGUCCUGUCCCAGAACCGCAGUAAGCUCAAACUCUACAUCGCCCACCUGACAGACCUCUGCCAUGACCGAGACCCCAGCAUCCUCAGCCAGCUCACGCCUCCGUCUCACUACCACCACAGCGACCCUGAAGACUGGGAGGAGGAGCUUCAGAAAAUGAGCGACGAACAGUUGAAACGGGAGACUGAGGUGUGUGAGAAGGAGAACGGGGAGCUCCAGGAGUUUGCCAAUUCAGUCCUCCAGCAAAUCGCAGACUACUGCCCUGACAUCCUGGAACAGGUCGUCAAUGCGCUGGAGGAGUCAUGCUGACAAAUCUGACUUUGGACUUAAGCAAGCGGCGCCCAGGAAACCCCCGACCUCCAUCCAAGAAGAAGAAGAGAGCCGGCCGGGGCGCCAUCUUCUCCACCCUACAUCAAGUGUCCAGGAAACUGAAGUGCUUUUCUGUCUCUUAUGUCACUCUGAGGUCAGGCUGGGCUGCAUCAAAAUAAGGAAAUUCACAAAGCGACACUUUUGAAGGCAUGUUUUAUUUAGUGCAAAUGAGGGAGCAGAACUAAAGCACACACAGUGGGGCGAUCUUUAUCUGUUAGUGUAGCCGCAUUGUAAAAGAUGUUCCAGAUGAAAGAAGGGAGCCUCACAAAGCCUUACCUCCAGCGGGAACUGACCUUCACGAGGCACUUUUGUCUCAGGCUUUUACCUCUUUUUUUUCAUCUCUUGAGCCUUUCAUGUUAAAACGGGAACACGGAUCCCAUCCUUUGGGACAGAAAAGCACUUUUUUUUUCUUUUUUUUAAAUUUCUUGGGGAACUGCUACACCCAAAGGGAGCAGGGUGGAGUUGAGUUCGGAGGUGAGGCGUGGCGCCGUGUAGACGUUUGUUUUCAGUCUCGCGUCGCCUAUCGUAGCGCCAUCUGAAUGCCACUUUUUAACCGGAGGAGCUCCUGAAGCGCUAGAGUCGGUACGUUACUGCGUCGUCGUUGGUGGCAUUAGAGGGGGGAUCAAGGCUCAACCUUUCACAGAAGAUCUGAGUUUAGUUACCAUGUUUAUAACCGAGGAGAGGAUUUAGGGGGAGAAAGCUUUUCUUUCAUGUCUCGAUGGUUUUGCACACAGCGUCCACUUGUUUAUGAGGUAUGCAAUGUUUCUUUUUUUUUUCUUUUUUUGAGAACGUUCUCGUGGCCUUGGAGCAUGCACAGAGAUCAGUACAGGACCUAAAUGCAGAGGCUUUUCCGCCUCUGUAAUACUGGUGCUAUGGCAUGAUGUAAGAACUGAUCCUCAUCCAAAGUUUCUAAAGGAGUUCCUUAAAGCCCACAUACCGACGGCCCUUUUUUUUUGUACGCUCGGAUGCCUCUGUUGGUGUUUGUUUCCGUUUGUUUUAUUGUUCAGGGCUGAGUUUUUUAAUUACCAAGUGCAUUGAUUGACAUUUACAGAGGAAACGAAAGUCACUUUUCAAGCAGAUUUUGACUUUUUAAGAUCAGUUUGUAAAUAACGUGGUAUUCAACACGUACAGUAACUGAAUAAAAGUAAUAACGUGGAAGGUGUAUCGUGCAUUCUUAAAAGACAAAAAAAUCAGAAAAGUUCAAAGCAGUGCAGUAGUCUUUUUGUGUCUAAUUUUGUCUCCCCGGGACAAACGUAUGUGUGACAGUGCUGCCAUAAAUUGCAGAAAGUCUAUGUUCUAUAGAGAAAUAUAUAUAAAUAAGAUAUAUGAGAAGUUUACUGUAUCAAUAUGCAUUGAAUGUUUGCACAGAAUCUCGAAGAGCGAGUUGCUCUGAACACAAUAAGUGUUCUCAGCGAAAACUGAGGAAAGACGUGUUUUAAAAAAAAUAAAGUGUCAAAAUAAUGUGUGAACUAAAGACAUUUCAAACCGUGACUAUGUGAUGGGAGGGUAAAUUCUCUCGAGUUUAUUUCUAAUCGUCUUUUUCAAAUGCAUAUGCUCGCCAAACGGUGGCGCUAUCCUAAGACGCCCAUGUUGUCUUUUCUUAAUCUUCGGUUUUUGUUGGUGACCCUGGUGCAUAAAAACGAGUCUCCAGCUGUCGUAGCUCUCCUGCUAUCAGCGAUUAUAUUCAGCGGGUGUCAGAGUGAGAACCAAAGACACGGCUGGAGGUCAGAAAUGAGAGUUGGAUGCUUGUUUUUCUGUCAAACUGACUGAAAAGCUGUUUCUGUCCCUUUAGCUCCUUACAGCUGAAUUCAAAGAUCUUUCUCGCAGUGUUUCAUUCCCCUUUACUUUGGCCUCGCUUUCCUUUCUUCCCUCAACAUCUCUUUUCUUUUUCCUUCAAACUUUUUAACUGGGAACACAGAGCUAAUCAAGGGGCUUUAAGUUUGAUGUAAGUUUUUGCAUUUGUACAAAAUAAAAAAAAUGUACUGCUGUCUGUUAAUGUCAAGAAUCAAACUGAAUUAAAAAAAAAAAGACAUGUUGGUUACAUGGAUUUUGUAUGUAUGGAAAAUAAUAAAUUAUGAGCCUCGUU